This is a messenger RNA of Penicillium daleae, 1353 nucleotides long. RefSeq names its product FAD-dependent oxidoreductase. The record is from RefSeq and is a predicted model, not a curated record. The transcript has 4 exons. Bases 1 to 1353 code for a protein of 450 amino acids. Gene Ontology annotation, molecular function: FAD binding; monooxygenase activity. Lineage: Eukaryota; Fungi; Ascomycota; Eurotiomycetes; Eurotiales; Aspergillaceae.
AUGACCAUCAUGUCCGGCUGGAAACGCCUAAAUGUCGGCGUCAUUGGCGGCGGAAUCGGCGGCAUGUCCACCGCCAUCGCACUCCGUCGCGCAGGCCACGAGGUAACCAUCUACGAGAAAUCGGAUUUCGCCGGCGAAGUAGGCGCAUCCGUGUCCUGCGCGGCGAACGGGACUCGAUGGCUGCACGAGUGGGGGGUUGAUAUUGCCAAGGGUGACCCAGUCGUGUUGAAGAAGUUGAUCAAUCGGGACUGGAAGACGGGGGAGCCUGUGAGUGUGUAUGAUUUGGAUGACUAUGAGAAGCGGUGGGGAUAUGUGUACAACAUGUUUCAUCGACAAUAUAUGCAUUCCAUGUUGAAGGAUUCGGCGUUGGGGGAGGAAGGGGAAGGGACGCCUGCGAAGUUGAUUGUUAACCAUCGGUGUCGCGAUAUCGAUAUGAAGGCCAGCACGGUGAUCUUCGAAAACGGAGUCACUGCCCACCACGAUCUCAUCAUCGGGGCGGACGGUAUUGGCUCCGCCGUCCGAGGAAUCCUGGGCAUCACACCCGAGAAACGUCCCUCGGAGUCUAGCUGUCUCCAUGCCAACGUCGACACCGAAGAAGCAGUGCGACUCGGCCUGGUGGACUACUCUCAAGACAGUGCGCUCGAAUACUGGGGCGGCCAAGAAGGCAAAUGGGACAAGAUUGUGCUGUCCCCCUGCAACGGCGGCAAACUCCUCUCCUACUACUGCUUCUUCCCCCGCGAACAAGGCGAUUAUUCCACCCAAGCCUGGGGCGCAGAGUCUCGACCGGUCGAGGAACUUCUCAAGCCUUAUCCUGAAUUAGACCGCCAGGUGUUCAAGCAUCUCUCCAUUGGAAAGGAGAUUCAGCCGUGGCGGUUGUGGGUGCAUGAUCCUUAUCCGUAUAUUCAUCAGGGGAAUACCUGUCUGUUGGGUGAUGCGGGCCAUCCGAUGAUGCCUCACCAGAGUCAGGGUGCGUGCAUGGCCAUCGAAGAUGCCGCCGCGCUGGGAAUCCUAUUCAAUAAGAAGUAUUUCAACGGUGAUGUUGCGCAGUCUCUCGCGGCGUAUGAGCAGGUGCGUUUGCCUCGCGUGACUCGAGUGCAGGCUGCAGCUGCCAAGGCGGCGUAUAACAUUAACGAGAGAAUUGGAUUCUCCGUUAACAAAGACACCCCCACAUACAAGGUCGAGGACCCGAAGAAGGUCCUGACGAUUGAAGAAAUGAACUCAUACGAUAUGUACCACGACAUCGAGGAGAAACUGGCGGCUAUCCGCGGCAUCAACUAUACCGACAAGUUUGUCUGCGGUCUGCCUGUGGGGUUGGAACUGCCUAAUGGUGUUAUCAUUGGGGCUGCAGCAUGA